GUUUCUAAGCAGCAAAUGUAAACACUGGGAAACUGAGGCUCUGCAGUUCUAAUGGCAAUUUUGCAUUUAGGUACCUAAAUUCAGUAUUACGUUUAAUUCAGAGAGCACACAAGAAGUCAUCGAGUAUUUGAAAAUAUUUACAGCAUUGGGAAAGUUAGUCAACUGCAAAUGGAGCACUUGCACUGGAGUGCAGCUGGAGAAGACCGGUCAUUUCCAAGCAAGCCUGUUAGCCACAGAAGGCCUCUUAACCCCAGGACACAAGACUCGCAUGAUGUGUACGAGUUUGAAAAAAUGGUUAUUUCAGCAAGAGACCCUUUAUCAGCAGAAGAACAUCAUUCUAAUGGCAUCAAACAGAUAACUGGAUCCCGGGAUCCCAGAAAAGACUUACAAGGACUGUCCAGUGGAGAAAUGCAGAUGGCUGAAGCAAUUCAUGCAAAACAGCUCAUGCUACAGGAGAAACUGUGGAGACUUGAGGAAAAACUAAGACAAAAAAUCCAGAGGGACAGCGCUGAUGCUGCUGCAAGUGAGGAGGAGAGACACCGCUGGGGACAAGCAGAGAGGGGAAGGGCUCAGAUGAAAACCAGGCUGUCUGAGCAGCAAAGGACAGAUCUAGUGAAAAGCAGAGAAAUGUUGAUGGAGGAUAGAAGAAAGGAGGAUAUUAAACAACAAAAGAAAAAGCAAGGGGCUGAAAUUGAUGUAAGCAUUUGGGAAGAAGCAGGUGUGAUGCCACUGGAUGUGACAGUUUCUAGUCCCUCUCACUCCACCAGACCACAGCAGGGAGAGCUGGGACUCAUGGAUAGCACAGACAUCAGCUUCCAGCUUCUUCCCUGCAGAACCUGUGGCAGAAAGUUUGCAAGUGAAAGAUUAGAAAAGCAUGUCCAAAUCUGUAAAAAAGUGAAAAAUUCACAUCGUCAAGUCUUCAACUCCUAUGCUAAUAGGACCAAGGGAUCUGCCAUGGAGGAGUUCUGGAAAACCCACACCAGAAGCAAGACUCCAGAGGUUUUACAAAAACAGAACAAAAGGCAGAACGGCAAAGCAAACACAAACAAUCUGCAUCAGGAUCAGCUACCAGCUGGGCAUGUCACUGUCAAAAGGGUCCAGAGCCUACCCAAAGGACCCAAACACUUUUGACCCUGGGCCAUGUGAAUAACAAAUCCUUGGUUGUCAGCACAUCAAGUCACUAAUGACCCUGUUGUUAUUGUCAAUAGUCUCUGAAUUGUUUAAUUUAAUCCCUAUUGAAAAAUUGUGAGGCCUUUUGUCCACAAUGUUUAAAUAUAGCCCCUUAAAAUAAAUAGAACUGUGUGAGGUAGCUUUGACUCUUUACAAGUAUAGUGUGUUACAUUAUACAGCAGCUUGCACUGUGGGAAAUAUUGAAUAUGUAUGCAUAACAAAAACAGUGGUUAGUUUUAUUUAUGGCUGUGCACAAAACUGGAAGCAGCACUGUGAUAUCUCCAUAUAAUUUAGUAAAAUGCUGUAAAAAAUGUAACCCUGUUUUAAAUGCUGUUAGCACACUAUAAAUAAAAUCACCUAAAGCAUUGUCAUAAUUACACAACUGUUAGUUCCAUAGGUUGCUAAGGCACCUUGACAUUUCAUAUUACUGCAUGGAAAUACUGCCAGUAUUACACCAAUGACAUCUAAAAGGUCAAUGAAGAGUUAACAGCUUGUACGUUAAUUAUGACAAAAGGUUUUACAUACCCACACACACAGAAAAUAUCUACAACAUACCAAUAAACAAAACCAAUGGACCUCAAACACAAAAAGUGCAUUUAGAUAUUUACUUUCACAAAUGAUGCAAAAUAUGGCACAACAUUUUAGAAUGUACCAAAGACAGAUAAAAUGUUUUAAAAUAUGCAAUAAUAAAACAAUAACAUUAUAGCUGCAAAGUCAGCUGUGUUUUAAAUGUGUUCAAGAGUAUGUUGUCCACAUUUAAAGAAAACUGUUCAAGUGCUCAUACAUGGCACAAAAAAGCUAGACCUACAUUUGAUAAACAGACAAGAAUUCAAGAGUCAAAGAAUGUGAUAAAAAAAAAAAAGUAAC
This is a messenger RNA of Monopterus albus (swamp eel), 2037 nucleotides long. Its product is annotated as zinc finger, C2HC-type containing 1C. NCBI's taxonomy places the organism in Eukaryota, Metazoa, Chordata, Actinopteri, Synbranchiformes, Synbranchidae. The transcript is spliced from 3 exons. The coding region runs from base 169 to 1131 and encodes 320 amino acids. The record is from RefSeq and is a predicted model, not a curated record.